Mesitornis unicolor (brown roatelo) is the source of this 1095-nucleotide messenger RNA. It is a transcript of the gene ZAR1L, whose product is annotated as zygote arrest 1-like. The coding region runs from base 1 to 921 and encodes 306 amino acids. Gene Ontology annotation, biological process: translation. Gene Ontology annotation, molecular function: mRNA base-pairing post-transcriptional repressor activity. Gene Ontology annotation, cellular component: cytoplasm. NCBI's taxonomy places the organism in Eukaryota, Metazoa, Chordata, Aves, Mesitornithiformes, Mesitornithidae. The record is from RefSeq and is a predicted model, not a curated record. The transcript is spliced from 4 exons.
AUGGAGGGUUUUGUUUGUUCUCCUUUCAGCCCCUACCAAGGCUUCAGGAGCAGCCUCGCUCCAGGCCGCAGUGGGGACCCGAAGGUGAAGCAGCCCAGCUGGAAGCAGAGCAAGAGCAGCAGCAUCAGCCCCUUCUUGGGGGGGCACCUCACACCCCUGUCCUCUGACUUCCUCGACAGCUACCGACGGGGCCAGCUCCAGGCCCUGCUGUCCCACAUAAGCCCCGGGUUGGCACCGCGGCUGCGCCACGCCAGCACCAAGGAGGUGGGCGUGCAGGUGAACCUCCGGGCUGAUGCCGCCGUGCAGUGCUCGCUGGGGCCGCGCACGCUGCCCGUCGGCCGCCCCCUGAGCCCCACCGUCUUCCGCACCCAAGGGCACCUCGCCCUCUACUCACCCGUGCCCGACCGCCGUCUUUUCACGCUGCCCGAGGCCGCUGGACCCCGGGAGAAUGAAGAGGCGUCCGAAGCGACCCCCGAGGAGCAGAAGGCAGAGGAUGGUUGCAGAGAGCAGCAGCAGCCGGACCAGGCAGAGGCCGCUCCGCCGAGGGAGCAGACGGCAGAGACCCCACGGGAGAAUGCCGCAGUCCCCAGACGGCGGGCUGCCUUCCAGUUUUUGGAGCAGAAGUAUGGCUAUUUCCACUGUAAAGUUUGCAAGACCAGAUGGGAGAGUGCUUAUGUGUGGUGCAUUUCCGGAAGCAACAAGGUGUACUUCAAGCAACUCUGUCGCAAAUGCCAAAAAGGCUUCAAUCCCUAUCGAGUGGAACCUAUCCAGUGCCAGACCUGUUUCAAGACUCGUUGUACCUGCCCUCAGAAGAAAAGACACAUUGAUCUGAAGAGACCUCAUCGCCAAGAACUUUGUGGGCGCUGCAAAGGCAAGAGGCUGUCCUGUGAUAACACUUACAGCUUCAAAUACAUUGUCUGAUCUGUGUGCUCUCUUUUGUUUUGCACUUUGUCAGUCUCUGGCAGUGUUUUGACUUUAGGCUUUUGACUUGGCAUUGGAUAAUGGAUAAAGACUUUUGUAGUAUUUAUAAAGUAUUUAACUUCAUUGAGUAUAUGCUGUUAAUAAAGUUCAAUAAAAGUUUGCACUAGUUUGUUA